UGGAGGUGUUGGUCUCCUUGUGUUGGUAGCGCAAUGCAGCAGUAGGCGCGGCGACAGCGAGCGGGAGGCAGCACGGCAGGCGGCGGCACACACCACAGAGCCAAAAUGCUUGAGGUGACGAACAUACGCGGUGGUGAGGUCGUGCCCCACCAGCUGUGUCUCCUGCGCAUCGCGGGGGCACAGAAAGAGGCCACCUGUGCUGCCAUACACAACCAGAGCGACCACACCAGGAACGGCACGCUCUGGAAGAUAUAUCAUGGAGGCUUCAAUGCGUUAAUCCCUCUCGUCCCCGGCAAAAAUGACCUCAGAAUAAUAUGUGGCACAGAGGAAACCACGAUACAGAUCAUCCACAAGCCGCUGGACAUUCCACGCUACAUCCGGCUGGUGUACAUCACAUGCAUCAACGAGGAGAAGUUUCAGGGCCCCAAGGAUAUGGACUGCUCGCCAAACACCGCCGUUAGGAAAAUACAAACCGGAGUCUUGACACUGCAGGCCUUCGUGGCGGAAACCCUCGCCGCUGAAGGCCUAGGCCGCAGAACAUUCCGCUUUGAGCUAGACACUAAAGGCAACCCAAUCGUCCACGUGGUACAGCUCCCCAUAACGAUCCGAGAAUGUCACAAGUUUACUGAGGAGAGAUUAUGGGAAACCGCAGCGCUGCACAUCCUCUCGUCUCAUCUUGCUGACAAGAACUGCAAGUACGUCGCGUUCUUCGGUGGCACGAGAUUCGUGAACCAGGAGAAAGUGAACAUCAAGACUGAGGCGGAGACUAUGGCCCUCACCAAAGGCCACGUGUCCCUAGGUGGGGGUGGCCUGGCACUUGUGGGUACCGGCGCUCUCUACUCCUGGGCUACGGAUGUGGACGAUGUGAUUGAUGCCAUGAGGAACACCAAUCCCAUUGACACUAAUAGCCUGAUGGACUUUAGCGGGGGAAGAGGUACUUGGGGCGCCUGCUAUGGGACUCACCUUGGCUCUGUGAUGCACGAGCUGGCCCACACCCUCGACCUGGGCCACACUCCGCACGGCAUCAUGGCUCGGGGCUUUGAGGACCUGCACGUCUUCUUCACCUCCACCAGGCUCACUUCUGAUUACCUGCCUCAGUCGCCCCACCACAGCUCUGUAAUGCGUCAGUCCAUGUCCAGCUCCCUCAUCAAGGAGUCCAUCACCUUCACCACUGACUUUGUGCCCAAGAUCCCCCUUGACAAUAUCAACAUGACGGUGGAGCCGCCCAAGGAGCCGCUAGCCUCCAGUGGUGUCUACAGUCCCCCAGUCUUCACCCGGAGGUACCCCAACAAGUCCUUCAAUGCAAACUCUGGCUCGGCAUCGCCUCUCACCAUCGAGGAGUCGGAGCUGUCGCCGCCCAACCAGAAGUCAGCGUGCAGUCGUCCCCUCCUGAACACUCCCUCGCCUAACAUUGGCUCGAGUCUCCUGAACAAUAACCGUAAUCAAGACCAUGAUGGUAGCAAGUGCCGAGCCUUCUGGGCGCGAUCCAGUGCAGUUCUUCUUGCUUUCCAUAAGUGGCUCAACUCUGUGACAGACAGUGACAGUCCUGAACUAAAAGGGUCUGUGGUGUGCAGCACGGCCGGGAUACGCAUUGUGGAGCUCCGGGACCUGCACACCAUGGCCUUCCACCACUGGGAGUUUGUGACACGGCCACCGCCUCCCGUGGUGCACCUCCCCUGGGCGCAGGUCCCCCACUGGCCCUCCGACACACACAUUGAGGUGGUGGCCGAGGACACUCAAGGCAACCUGCUCAAGGGCUGCUUCAUGCCCAGGCCACUCUAAGUCAUUCCUUGUGGAGCUGUGGAAAACAAACGUAAGUGAUGAGCCAUAACUGUUUUUAAUCUUAGUCUCAGCAACCAGAAAUAUCACAUUGCUCUAAUAUCACAUUACUACGAGCUUUUGCAUGUGACGGCAGAAAACUAGGCUUGCAAUACUUACUCCCGUGUGAUAACUAUACCUCAUGUAAUGGAUGCAGCUUAUCUUACCAGCCAUGAAGAGCCAGAAAAGCUGAAGAAAAUGUGGGAUGUUUCCCAUUGAUCUGUUUACAGCCAACAAAAGCACAGACUCUCCAGCUAUACUGAAGUUCAGAAAAGUCAAAGAAAAUUAUUCCUUUAUUAUUUAUAUGUGUACAGUCAACAAGAAAACUAUUAUUUAUUAUUGUCUUAUCUAAUAUUUAUCAAUGUCUAUUAUUUCCUUGUAUACUGGUUACAUCUCAUUAGGGAUUUAGCUGUUAUGAAAAGCCAAAGAUAAUUCAUCUUUUACUGUUUAUAUAUAUGAAAUCAAAAAGAAAAUUAUUAGAGGCUAACGAGUCUGCUAGAGGCCAGUACUCUUCUCAAAUGGCUUAGGCAGAAUGUUGAUUAUAUGUCAUCUUCCACACACUCCAUGCCUCCCAGCAGAGCAUAGCUGAAGUGUUUAGUGAGGACAGACACAUGUAUAAUGCUGCUGACAAACAUAGUUGCCUUUUACAGUUGGCUACUCCAUGCAAAGUCAGCUAAACUCCAUUCAAAAAGAACUCACUUAACUACUUUAAUUUUCCUUAUGAUAAUGCUCUCAUUAGUGUCUCCUCUAUGGAAAAUCACACUUUGGUUUCACUAGUGACACUAUAAAAGGCUCUGCCAUGCUUUGUAAUGAAAAUACUGCAUUACUUGUGUUUGAGAGCAGUGAGGGUGUGCAUCUCUUUGUGUGUUAGCAAUAAGUUCACAGAUGAAAGGUUAGAAUGGUGAAGAAAUUUAUGUAUGUACAUUUAAAUGUUGUUAAGAAUGAGUUUCAAGCAUGAAGAUAAAUAGAAAGUAGGGUAGUACAUAAAAAUAAAGUUGCCUGGGCUGUGGAAAGGCUGAUGAGUAAAUGAAUACAUGCAGUAGAGUUCUGAAUUGCACAAGAUCAAAUAGCAGGAGUCACAAGUAAUGGGAGAUGCAAAAUAUUCAACCAAUAUUUAUCUGAUUUUGCAAGUAGGUCUCAAAUAAUGCAAACUGCAAACCAAAAUGAAUGAAAUUUGACAAAAAAAAAUUACAUGAAUGAUAAUUGUGUGGUAGGCCCUGUGGUUGCAUAUAUUGAAUAGCAAAAAUUCUAAUAGUGCAAAUGCAAGUAUUUACCAAUAUCUUGUGACAUUUUGGACUCUGCUGUGCCCGGAGAGAAAUGAGUGUGUCUAGGCAUCAAAAAAUUAGUGUAUCCCAGUAAUUUCUAGUCUCAAUAUUGUUAGAAUAAUUGUGUAACCUAAAUUUACAAAAAAAGAUGAAUUGAUAUCAAAACUACUUUGCCCGAGUUAUGUUUGAAACAAGGUAAAAAAUUAAACAAAACAAAUAUAUAUUGUUUUCAAUUAGAGAAAAAGAACUUUGAAUUCAGAAAACAAGAACAAAUUGAGUCAGCAAAGAUUCUACUUAAAAUAUUAAGAUUGAAACAACAUCAUGACGUCAAUUUGAUCUUUUAUAUAUAUGAGAAAAAAAUUACCUUGAAUUUAUGAAGGUAGAAGUGUGGUAAUCAAUUCUACCAUUCUAGGGUUAUGGUAGAAGUAAGGUUAAGAACUGAGUCACCCAUUGGACAAAUGCAAAUCAGGUGUUUGUGAAAUAAUGAAGAAGAUUAUUUUGACUGAAGUGCAAGAGCAAUUGAAAUCAGACUAUCAUGGAAAGAUUCAAUUUUAAGUAAAGGCAAAAAUCAUCAUGCAAGGAUUGUACUUAAAGUGAGGUCAACUAUGAAACAAUUAGAAAAGUGUGGAUGAGGUAUCUUAUAGGAGAAGAAAAAUAUCUGUGGUUCUCGGCCAUAUAAUAAUAAUAGGUUAGAAGGUAUUAAUGAAAGGCUAACUGUGAAAUAGAAAAGUGUGGAUCAGAUACGUUAUGAGAAGAGAAGGUAGAUAACUUGUGCUCCUCAGCCAGAGAGUAAAAGUAUCAAUGAUAAGUAAAAACUGCAUUUGAAGUAAGACUGAAAUAAAAUAAUUGAUAAGACAAAUGUGGAAGGGUAUUUAGAGCAGAGGAGAAAGCUAUCACCUGGGACUCAUAAAGCAAGAAGUAUUAAGUAAACAACCAUGCAAAGAUCUGAUUUAAAGUACAAGUUUGAGUAGGAGGAGAACGGAAGCACAGAUUUAUCGAGGGGACUGUAUUCCUGACUAGCUCUGUUUAAGUUUUAGUCAGGGGGAUGGGGAUUGAAAAUUAAACAGUUUGAAUAUGAAUAGAGGUAAAGCAGAACAUUACAAUUUUAGCCAAAGAGUUAGAGGAUCAAUACUAGUAAGAUCGUAUUUGAAGUCGUUCCACCUAAAACUUAUUGAAGUGACUGAAAAUUAAACUGUUUGGAUAUGAAUAGAGGUAAAGCAGGACAUUACAGUUUUAGCCAAAGAGUUAGAGUAUCAAUAAUAGUAAGACUGUAUUUGAAGUAGUUUUGUCGAAAACUUCUUUAAGUGAUGGAAAAUGAAACUGUUUGACACUUUUUUGUAUAAGACAUUAUAUAAACAGAGGUGAAGCAGAACAUUGCAGUUUAGCCAAAGAGUAAGAGUAUCAAUAAUCAUAAGAUUGUAUUUGAAGUAAAGUUAAGAAUGUAAGUGAGAGAUUUUCAAAGGUGUGUGUGUUGAGGGCAGCACUGUACAUAUUGGUUCCCCUGCCUGGAGUAAGUGAAUAAGUAAGGCCCGCCCGAAAUUGACCUCUCUUUUGGCCACUCUUUACUUUUUUCUUUUGUGGGAGCAGCAAUUAGUGGGCUUUGUUUUCUACACUUUAUUUUUGUUGCCCCUUGAGCUGCUUCCUUUCCUGUAAAAAAAAUAUAUAUAUUCUCAAACAUUUCCAGGCAUACACCCCGACACUUAAUAAGGCUUUUGUGGAGGUUGUGUCAGUAUUUCCAUGGGUAGUUUUAUGAGCUUGGUGGCAGCUUGACUUGGCCUUUGCACCGUGAAUGUGAAAAACACUCAUGAGAACCCGACUAACCUCCUUUGUGGCCUUUGGAAAUAUUUGUUGUGAUUGCUGAAAACGUCUGAGAAUGUGGGCGUUAACCUUAGACAGAGUGACCAAUGAGUACAGUUCUUCCCUCUAUAUAGAAACAUCCUUGAAAGUCCCUCACAAGACAAGUAUGGAUGACGUGUUUAUAACUAGAAAAGAAAUGUAACCUUUCAUAGCCAAAGAGUAAACCUGAUUCAGUUAUUAUAGAUAAGGUGUGUGCAAGUGAAAGUAAAGGUAAGAUAACAUACUAAAAGAUUGAUGGGAUAUUGAGAGAAGUGGUAUUAUUGUAUAGGAGGCAAUGGCUGUGUCGCAAAUAUGGUGAAUGGAUUGUGAAACUGGCAAUUAAGUUCAGCCAUUUCUCAGUCUAGAAAUUAGUGAAGCGAGUAUUAGCAUCAUUGACCGAACCUUCCUGCAAUUCAGAGUGUGUCACUGAAAGCCACUCUCUUCCCAUUUCUUUGGGGGCUCAUACUUGUGUCCUGCCCCUGGUUAGCAAAUACUGAUUCACAUAAGACAAAUUCAAGUCCCUUUCUACUCCCUUUGUUAUCUUCUGGAAAUUGAGUUCUCAGGGAAAGGAGAGGUUCCCAUUCUUCCAGCCUUGUCCCUUCAGCUACAAGGCACACAGAGACAUUCGUUCUGAAGUAACAUGUCUAAAGAUAUUAAUCACGACUAAUUGAGCAGUAAAUACAAAAUACUCAAUGAUAUUCUAUUAUUUAAUACAUGUAAGAUUUUUUUCUAAUUGAUAUGUCGAAUUUUUAAUGUGAUAUGAAGGUCAGCCCAUUAGUAUUUCAUGUUUUUUGUGUCUGAAAUGUGACUGCAAUUUCAAGUGGAUAGUCCAUUUUGUUAUGAAUAUAAAUUAAAAAAAUAGGUAAUUAUUAUAUAGUUAGUGUGCUGGCAGCUGGUGUGUAAAACAUUUGUGCCAGUGGCCUGUGCUGUAUGCAUGAAAUACUCACUGAUUGUCAAGGUAGCAAAAACUUAGUGUUAUAUUCCUGGAUAAGAAAUUGUUAAAGUUUUAAUUAGUAAUACUUUUGUUUCCAUUUCAAGUGUUGUGGAAAUGCUAAAAAACAAAUAGUCACAAGUUGAUUACAAAUGAGACAAAUAAUGAUUGCAAAUCAAGCUUAUAAUAAUAAGAAAAUCCAGCAUUCAUAGUUAAGGAAAGAAUAUUGAUUCACCAUUUUUUUUUUUUUCACCCAUGUCACUUCAGGCAGCUCAUACUUAAACACACUAGACACUAGAGUUAUAUUCCAAAAGUCUUACCACUCUCCUCUCCUCCACACUACAGUUUUGUUGAAGCAAUAAGAUUUUUCAUUAAAAACUACAAGUACAGUUGUAGCACUACAACUGGUGAAAAAUUAAACAAUGGUAAUAGAAAAAAGGUUAAUCUUUAUGGAUAAAGUUAAAGAAUGUGUUAACAAGACCAGAACAGGCAUAACCAAUAUAAAGUAAUGGCACAGACGAAUAGUUAGUAAUACAACCGAGAAAAAUUUCUGCAGAAGUAACAUAGUGGUAAUAAAAAAUGCUUAAACACACUUCAAAUGAUACAACAGGCAUCAGUAAAACAUAUAAAUGAAACACACACAUUCCUAAAGUUCAUAAAGUUUAGAGGAAGCAAAACUCAAAUCUUGAUCAAAAUAAUUGUAAGAGGCAGAAUUAUGAGGAUAGGGAAGGCAGGGAGUGGCACAGAAAAGGUUCAAGAAGCCAAGGUGUUGUCAGUUAGGUGAAGGCACUGAUGAUGAUGAUGAGUGUGUGUGUGUGUGUGUGUGUGUGUGUUCGUACCUAUUAGAGUUUUCACAGGGUUUAGUUAAGGUCACAUUAUACGGUAUUUUAACUAGUUUUUAACAUGUAAAUUAUAUAGUGAAUUCUUUCCUUCUUUUGACACAAGCAUUCAGUUUAGUAAAGCAUUCCAUCUGUUGAGUUAUUUGUAUUGUGUGUGUGUGUGUGUGUGUGUGUGUGUGAGUGUGCGUGCGUGCGUGCGUGUGCUGUAUAGGUAUUAUAACAUUGCAUCAUUUCCGUGCACAAGACUCAAGUCAUAAACAGAUACAGCCGAGAAUAUUAUCAUUGUUCUACUUUUUUAUUCUAUGCUUUUAAAAGUAGGUUAUAUUUCUCUUUACUAGCUUUAUUUAUUUGUAUUUAUUUAUUUAUUUAUUUAUCUAUUUCUUUAGCGUUUAAGGCAGCAAAUGAUCUGAAAAUCUUGUGUUCAUAGCGAAUUAGCUUUAACGGUACCUAAGUUUUAAAAGUGCCUCCGUGUAGACAAUGUGAUAGCUUACAGUUCACAUUCACUCGUAUCAAGAUUUCUGAAUAUGCAAUGACAGACUUUAGCAAAACAGUAUCAGGGUAUGCUUGCUAAUUUGUACACACCCUUUUUAAGCAGAACUCAAGAAGGAAACCACUGUGGAAAACUGAUCUGUGGCGUACAAAUCCAUUAUUUCCAGAUUGAUAAACAUAUAUACUGUACCUCAGCUCAGUUUUCCAGGAGUAAUGUUUUUUUGGCAUUAUUAUUAUUAUUAUUAUUAUUAUUAUUAUUAUUAUUAUUAUUAUUAUUAUUAUUAUUAUUAUUAUUAUUAUUAUUAUUGAGAUCAUGAAAGGGCAUCCAGGGAAAGUUAAAAAUUGUUAUAGACCCAAACAAAGCCCCCUCAAUGAGCAAACUUGGAUAUGGAGAACUAGACAGUGACAUUAUAGUAAGAAUAAUAAUAAGCAAAUAAAGGGGGUGGGGACUAAGACUACAUGACAUUUAUGAGCAUUGAUUGAAUUGGUGGUGAGGCAGUGGUGGUCUUGUGGGGUAGAGCGUCGAGCCAUGGUAGUGAAGAGGGUGAGGCGGUCCUGACCCCAGUGCAGGAAAAGGGCAUCUAAUCUUAGAACUGAGCCACAACUUAAAAAAAUAAAUGAAAUAAAUAAAUAAAAAAUCGGCGACCCCCGCCCCAUUCUACUUUGCGAUAACAAUGCUGAAAAGAAGAAGAAGAAGAAGAAGAAGAAAAAGAUGGAAAAGAAAAAGAAAUAGAAAAAGAAGAAGUAGGUGAAGAAAAAUAAUAAUAGUAAUAAUAAUAAUAAUAAUAAUAAUAAUAAGAAGAAGAAGAAGAAGAAGAGGGGGCUGAAUGAAAUGGUGUGCAUGAGUUAGUGGACAUACCCUACUCACAUUAUCUGUAAAACAGUCGGUAAACAUGUAUUCAUUAGUGCGUGAGAAGAGUGAAAAAAAUACUCAGCUUUUUAGCUUGGCCCACACUGUAUAUUUUGUGAUACUCAGACAAAGUGUAAGGUAUGUGAGCCACUCUGUACAGGCUUGUUUCAAGUAGCAUUCAUGGCAGGGAACGAACUACUCUGAAGAAUUGAGUUGAGAUAUAGAGCCGUAUUACAAGUUGAAUCCUAGUAGUUUUGAGUCCCUACAGAGUUAUUCAUCCCGAACUCUGUAGGGACCCAAAACUUCUUGGAUGUGACUUGUAAUAUGGCCCCUAAAAAUGAACUGCCAUCAAAGUAAUGAAGUUUUCUUGGUCUUUAUACUGGCAAGUUUAUUUUUUAGCAGCGAAGUUUUCCAGCAUUUAGUUUUCCCUGAUGUGAAUGUUAAUUGAAAGUCUGUAUAAACUGGCAGACAUUCCCUAUUUAUUAUGAUUCUUAUUAGCAUCCAAACUAUAAUAGUAUAGAUAAAAAAUGCUUGCUCUCAUCAGCAAACAUCCUGUAAAAUAUGAUAAAUUAACCUGAUUUUGUGAUACCACGCAGGUACAGAAUGGAGGCCUCCAUAGAUGUAUCUGUUACAAUUUCUUUUUAGCAUUCAAAAUAUUAUAUAAACCCAGUUUGCUCUGCUUUAUCAGCAAACAUCUUUUAAAAACAUGAUAAAUCUACUUAGUUUGUCGAUUAUAUCAUUAGUAUUAGAUUAGAGGGAGCAUAUUAUUUGUACAAAUAUAUUUUGAGCUGUAUGAGCAAUAUUGUUGCAGAACUUGUGAGAUGCCUUACACUCAUUACCUCUUAGAGAUAACUGUGUGGAUUGCUUCCUGUUGUUGUGUAGUGUGUAUGUAGGACGUAAACACUUCCAUGUAUUGGCAGACCCUAGGAAAUUAUUGUUUGUAAGUAUGUGUGUGUGUGUGUGUAGUAUCCAUCCACCACCCUCUCCCUGAACACUGUAAGUCAUCCAUAAGAUCUAUAAGGAAAUCAAUCCAUCCAAAAAGUGUUGCAUCACCAGAAAAUGACAAUAACCUUCCCAAACACUCCGAGAAGUGAGAAUGACAGUUCUUUUUAGGGUGUUUACUGCUGAGAAUAAAUAUCUGUUGAAUUCACAAAAUUUAUGUUCAAAUAAAUAAUUUUUGUUGCAUAA
This is a messenger RNA of Eriocheir sinensis (Chinese mitten crab), 9216 nucleotides long. RefSeq lists its product as uncharacterized. Bases 106 to 1782 code for a protein of 558 amino acids. Lineage: Eukaryota; Metazoa; Arthropoda; Malacostraca; Decapoda; Varunidae. The transcript has 9 exons. The record is from RefSeq and is a predicted model, not a curated record.